AUGAUCAACACUGACUCUGAGCUAUUGGAUGAGGAGCCUGGGCUGGAUUUGGUUUCGGCUGUCCCGUUUAUGUGGCUGCUGUUCCCAUAUUACUCAAAGGCUCUGCAGUGUUCUGGAUAAUAGAUGGGAUUCUACAGCUGAGAAAACAGCAACGAUGAAUUGUGUGAAAGCAUUUUCCAGAAUCUCUGAAGAGCAGCUGCUGAAGAAUGAUUCCCUAAAACCCGUCUGGCUUCCCUUCCCCUGCAAUUCUUAAAACUACAUUUCAGAUAUUUUGAUUUUGAUUACUACAGACAGUUAAGUGCAUUAUACAUUGGAUUAAGGGGAAAAAAACAUUUUUCCAGGUGAACUGACAACACCUCAGGUAGAGACAACACCUGCUCAGAAAUGACUGGAGCCUUGCUUACUGGAUUCAUACUCUUCUUGCUGAAGGUGGUUUGUGAAAGUGAGCCAACACAUGCUGGGACAGACAGAGUGGAGGACUCUCAUGUCCAUCUAACGCCACAGUGGGCUCUCCAGCUGGUCAAUGACUCGCUGCCCUUCUCCAGAGCUGAUAGCUUUUGCAGAGGCCAGUUCGGUUCCCUUCUUCCAUUGGACCAGUUAGAAGACCAGGAGGAACCGCUGGAGCUCCUACGACAGAUAGGCCUCCGCUCACCAGUCUGGGUCAGGGAUUCCAGCAGACCAGUCUCCAAGCCUGUGGCUGUCUCCAGGCAGUAUUUGCAGUUCUCAGCUCUAAACUUCCCAAAGGAGUCCCGUGAGGGCUUUGCUCAUGUCAACAUCUCCUUACCUGCCUUGUCAUCCAUCAGUGUGUGUGUUCGAGUUCAGUGGGACCCAGAGUGGAAUGAGGUGUCAACCAUCUUCUCCUAUGCUGCACCUGUCUUUACCAAUGAGUUUCAGCUGCGAGGCCAAGUGGACGUGCAGGGUCGCAUCCUCCUGGCACUCAUCAUUCAUGGAAAGCAUCUUCCAUACAAGGCCUCGUUCCCAAAUAACGGAGAAUGGCAUCACAUCUGCGUCACGUGGCGCCGGAACAGCAACCAGUGGGCUAUCUAUGUGGAUGGGGACAAGAAAGACAUGGGCUCAGGCAGUGACACGUACAGGGAUAUCUAUAGGGAUGGGAUUCUGAUCCUGGGUCAGGACCAAGACUCAUUUGGUGGGAAUUUCACAGAGCCUUUUUUUGGAAAUAUUACAGACCUGAAUGUUUGGAACAUGUCUUUGGAAGCAAGACAUGUUCAUAGCCUGAGCUCAUGUUUACCCAGUUCACCCAUGUUAACCCAGGACAUGCUGUUCAGCUGGAAUCUUGACCUCAUCAGCAGCCACCCUGUGGUCCAAAAGGUGCAGGCUCUUCUGUUUUGCCCAGCAGGAGUGCACCAGCAGAUGGCGCCGCAGGGCUGCAGGACCCUGCAGGGUUGGUCAGAACAGCAGCCACCGUUGGGCCUCACAGACUGUUCUGAUCUGUUGCCAUUUAUAUGCAGGAGCAGCAGAGAGCGAUACCUGAGGAUGAAGCAGAUGAGGGAAUCUCAGAGCUCUCAGCCAACUGCAUUUAUGAACCAGCUGAUGAAGCUUUCCAAUACCAGCGAGCCAGUACUGGGGCAGCAGCGACUGGGGCUGGACGGCCUGGCCCAGGCUUCGGUCCUGCUGAACAUGUCUGCCCAGGCCCUGGAAGUCACGCAGCAGGAGCGACUGCAGCCUGCCGACAUGGUGUCACUUAUCCAGCUGCUGUCUGUGACCGCAGAUGUUCCCUCACAGCCGCCUUCCAGAGCUGAGAAUGGCAGCCAGGAAAACUUCCAGGAACUCGGUCAGCACUUCAUCAGUGUGGCCGACAGCAUCAUCAGCGAAGACAACACCCUCACGUGGCAAGCCAUCAAAGAGGUGGUGAACGGCCCCAUGGAUGUUGUCAAGAGCAUUGACCGGAUGGUGACCCGCUUAAGCCCUCGCUUGAUGGCAGAGACUGAUCACCUGACCAUCCGCAGUCCCAACAUCAAACUGGAGGUGCAGCAACAGAGGCUGCAGGAGGGAUCCAAAGUGCCAAGCUUCUGUGGACCAGAAACAGAAAAACUCACCAAAUUAGACUGUAUUUCAGUCCCGCGUCAGAAAAUACAGGAUCUCCAUAACAACGGCUUUUAUAAGCUCACCUUGGUCAACACGUGGUAUGGAUCUCUGAGGCCUCUCUUUAACCCAGAGGAGAACAUCAGCAUGGUUCCUACUGUCACUGAUGGCAGCCAGAGGUAUCUGGGCACUUUUCUGGGUUCUUCUGUUAUUUCCACCACAGUACUGGGAGAUGACCAGCCAGUUAGCAUGGCAGUUCACUUCCAGCUCCAGCACCGAGUUCAGGAUUCUGUUGGUAACGUCUUUGAUCCAGUGUGUGCCUUCUGGGAUUUUGACCUCAAUCCAGAAGCUGGUGGGUGGUGGAAUACCAAAGGCUGUGAGGUGGUGUCCAAAUAUUAUGGCUACACUGUGUGCUACUGCAACCACACCACCAAUUUUGCAUUGUUGCUGCAGGUUUAUGAAGCUCAGAGAAGCCCAGAAAAUGAAAAAGCUCUGCAGGUGCUGACGUUCAUUGGCUGUGGAGUAUCUCUGUGUGGCCUCCUCUUCACCUUCAUCCUCUUCAUUGCUGUGGGCGUCCCUAAAUCGGACCGUACCACUGUCCAUAAGAACCUGAUAGUUGCUUUGGGCAUGGCUGAGCUGCUGCUGAUGUGUAGUGACUGGGCAUCUGAAAAUGAGGCAGCAUGUUUCCUGGUGACUGCACUACUUCACCUCUUCUUCAUGGCUUCCUUCUCUUGGAUGCUGGUGGAGGGUCUUCUGUUGUGGAGCAAAGUUGUGUCUGUCAACAUUAGCGAGGAUCGCAGGAUGAAGCUCUACUACCUCAUCGGCUGGGGACUGCCGGUCCUGAUAGUUGGUGUAACAUUGGUGAUAUCAGUGAACAAGUACAAGGCAGACGAUCACUGCUGGCUAAACAUGAAGACUGACACAAUCUGGGCCUUUGUGGGACCUGUUAUAUUUGUGUUGGUGGUCAAUGCAGUUGUGCUGUGUCGGGUUGUCAUGGUGACCGUUUCCAGUGCUCAUCGUCGUGCAAAGAUGCUCAGUCCAAGCUCAGCAUCAAAGAUGCAGACCUUUGACCUCUCCUGGGCUGUGACCCGUCCAGUUCUCAUCCUGCUGCCUGUCCUGGGUCUGACGUGGUUGUGUGGAGUGCUGGUCCAUCUGUCUGUGGUGGUUGCCUACAUCUUCAUUGCACUCAACUCUUUUCAAGGCUUCUACAUCUUCUUGGUAUAUGCUGUGUACAACAGUGAGGUGAGGAAUGCCAUAAAGAGGAUCAAAGAAAAAAGAAAGGCCUUGUCUUUCACGAACUGCUCCCAGCCAACCAGCUUCCUACCAUCUCAGAGGGCUCCAAUUACCUCUUGGAGCCGCAAUCCACCAACCCCCUACAGCCCAGAGACCAGUGAGACUUCUGGACCCACGAGCUCCACCUCUACGUCACUGGUCAUCAAGAAUGAGAGUUUCAGAAAGGAGAGCUUUGUGAGCUUCUCUUUGAAACAAGCAUCUGGAAACCAACAGGUGGUUCAGCUGACAGGGUUCAAGCCAUCAGGUUGUUGAACGGCAAGUGGACUGGAUCCUGUACUAAUUUACCACACACUCAUCAUCACUAUAAAAGAAGUGGACACACAAACACACAUUGGAUGGAGAGCGUGGAAGAAAAUGUGCAUGAAGGAAGAUGAAGCUCCUCCUUCUCCCACUGUUACUGUACUGUUCUCAGAUCAGUAUUCAUCUACGAGCUCACUUACAUAAUAUCCCACAGUGGUGAGGACGAUUCUGGUCAGCUUCAGUCUGUUUUCAGGUGCUUCAGCUGAAAGAGGAACACUUUUACAAACUUGCCUAAAAUCUGAAUUGAGCUUCAGGACUCUUUUGGGGCAAAUGACAACUUCCUGCAGUGUGAUGUAGAAACCUGAAGUCUAACAAUGGAUUUCCACUGAUUAUCAUGUACUUAGACCUUAUUUAAAGAAUGUCUAACCAAGUAAUAGGAUUAGUUUUUUUAUGAAAAAAAAUCAUCAGACGCGAUUCUUUAAAGGAUUGAAGAGAAUUUUUUACAUCUUCAAACUGCUUAUGCUUACAACAAACACACACAGAAGCAGUUCAAAGGUCAGAAACACCUUCCUGUUCUGUGCAUGCAUCAUGUGCUGGAUUCAUUCUCUUUUUUCGAGCUUCAGUUUCAUCAUGGAUCAUCAAGUUCAAUAAUGCAUCUAGUGCUGUAAAAUAAGCCUGAAUAAUCAGACAGGAAGUGGCUUGAUGUGUUGAAAGUGUGCACAUUAACUUCAGUUUGGUACCAAAUACCAUUGAGACAUGUUUUUUUUUUUUGUUUUGUUUGUUUGUU
Melanotaenia boesemani (Boeseman's rainbowfish) is the source of this 4363-nucleotide messenger RNA. It is a transcript of the gene adgrd2, whose product is annotated as adhesion G protein-coupled receptor D2. NCBI's taxonomy places the organism in Eukaryota, Metazoa, Chordata, Actinopteri, Atheriniformes, Melanotaeniidae. The coding region runs from base 385 to 3588 and encodes 1067 amino acids. Gene Ontology annotation, molecular function: G protein-coupled receptor activity. Gene Ontology annotation, cellular component: membrane. The record is from RefSeq and is a predicted model, not a curated record. The transcript is spliced from 25 exons. Gene Ontology annotation, biological process: cell surface receptor signaling pathway; adenylate cyclase-activating G protein-coupled receptor signaling pathway.